This is a messenger RNA of Coregonus clupeaformis (lake whitefish), 1354 nucleotides long. Its product is annotated as BTB/POZ domain-containing protein KCTD16-like. Lineage: Eukaryota; Metazoa; Chordata; Actinopteri; Salmoniformes; Salmonidae. Bases 518 to 1354 code for a protein of 278 amino acids. The transcript has a single exon. The record is from RefSeq and is a predicted model, not a curated record. Gene Ontology annotation, biological process: protein homooligomerization; regulation of G protein-coupled receptor signaling pathway. Gene Ontology annotation, cellular component: postsynaptic membrane; presynaptic membrane. Gene Ontology annotation, molecular function: protein binding.
GUUACUUCUGCUCUCCUCUCUGCACAGCAGUUUGGAAACGUAGAGAUGGGAGCGCGCUGCACCGGCGUCCGGAUUCCAUCGUCACUUUCAGAAAAGAACCGCACACGCACCGCAAUUUCAGCACGGUCUCCGUGGACAGCGAACGUGCCAUUGAUUCAGGCAGAUAAAGUUACAUUGGACCCUUAAAAAACAAGGACAGGAGCUUGCCUUGCAGAAUCAAAGAAGUUGGACAUUUUUAUCCAGAACGGACUGAAGUGCUGAGGUGAUCAAUAAUUUUUUCGAUUGAUGAUGGAAUAAUGGUGAUUUCACGAUGAUUUCACUGUAGGAUUAUAUUAAUGGACUCACAGCAAUGGGACAUAGCAAUGGAUGUGUGUAAAAUUAUGCGUGCACUGGAUGUGGUGAUCGAUUUCAUUCAACAGAAGACAUGCACAUUCCAUCCCAUAUAGAUUGAAAACUUUUUUGGGAACAUCUGCGCGCCGCACCCUGACCGGGAUUUGGUUUUGUGCAUGAACUAAAAAUGGCACUGAGUGAGAAUUGUAAAACCCAGCCCGCUAAAGAAACGGGGUCGGUGCAAAACCCACCGUCUGAUGUUAUUGAACUAAACGUAGGGGGACAGGUAUACUACACUCGCCUCCUUACUUUAACAAGCAUCCCCAAUUCCUUACUGGGACGGUUAUUCUCGACCAAGAAGGGGUCCUCGAACGACUUGGCGCGGGACCUCAGGGGACGUUAUUUUAUCGACAGAGAUGGUUUUCUGUUCCGAUAUGUAUUGGAUUAUCUGAGAGAUAAGCAGGUCGUCCUACCGGACCACUUCCCGGAGAAAGGAAGGCUAAAACGGGAAGCAGAAUACUUUGAACUGCCCAAACUGGUCAAACUGUUGGCGUCCGAGGAAUCUAAACAUUUUCAAGACGACCCGUUUCACAGUGAUUUCGACGAUGCGUCGCUAGGCAGCGACCAGAGGAUCUAUUCCUCCUACUCUCUGGACCUGAGGUAUGGAUACAUAACCGUCGGUUUCAAAGGCACGUGCGCGACACCGGGAGGUAAAGACAGUCAGAUUGACCCCAAAUCCAAAAAAGUAGUACCCAGAAUCUUCAUCAGCGGAAGGAUCGGCCUCGCCAAAGAGGUGUUUGGAAACACCCUGAAUGAGAGCCGAGACGCGGACAGGCCUGCGGACAGGUACACCUCCCGGUUCUUCCUCCGGUUCCGUCACUUGGAGCGGGCCUUUGACAUGCUGUCUGACAUCGGGUUCCACAUUGUCUCCUGUAACUCGUCGCUCACCGCCUCUUCCAUCAGCCAUUACGCACCUGAGAAAGUCUGGUCCAACUACACCCAGUACGUCUUCUACCGUGAGUGA